GAGUGUGCUUUAAAAAAAGAAAAACAUCAAGUGUCAAAAUAUCAAAAUAGGUACCCAAAAUUCUCCCAAAAUCAAUUUUAAAUAACCAUAAAUAUACCUUAAAUAUUAUUGGAUUCACAUAAAUGAUGAAUAUUUGACUAAAAAUCUACAUUAAAAUUAAUAUGUUCUUCAGAAAUGUUCAGUGUGCAGCAGAAAUAAUACAUUUCUGCAAACCAGUAUUUUAUAAUCAAAACUCACAAAAGAAUAGAUAUGUCCGGCUACAAGUACGCAAUGCCUUUCACAAUACGCGACGUGGCGGGCGGCGAACGGUCACAGAGCCAAAUCCUAUUGACAACAUACUUAUAGAAGAACCCCUGAAAUUAAGUGCAAGUGGGCUGUUAAAGCCCUUCUUCUUCACUAUAGGGGUAACAUCUGUAAGUCUGGCUGGUUGUGUCAUUUGGGAAUAUGAGAAUCUCCGCUCACAUGCAAGUUCAUUUCUCAAAAAACCAGGACAAUGGUUAAAUGCCCAUCAAAAGCGUGUAUCAGCAUAUAAUAGAUCAGAACCUGGACCUAUUAGGAAAUGGUGGAGUUCACUGAGGGAGAGUGAAAAAGUUUUCUUUCCAAUUUUAGCAGCCAAUGUUCUAGUCUUCUGUGCUUGGAGGGUAAAGCCUUUGCAGCCGUUCAUGAUCAAAUACUUCUGUUCAAACCCUUCUGGCAGAGCAAAAUGUCUGCCAAUGGUUCUGUCCACAUUCAGCCACUACUCAACACUACAUUUAGCUGCCAAUAUGUAUGUCCUAUAUAGUUUCAUGCCAGCUGCACUGGCAUCACUGGGCAAGGAACAGUUUGUAGCAAUGUAUUUGAGUGCUGGAGUCAUCAGUAGUUUUGCCAGCUUCCUCUACAAAGUUAUGAUAAGUCAGCCUGGUCUCAGUCUUGGUGCAUCUGGUGCGAUAAUGGCAGUUUUGUCUUACGUCUGUGUACAAUAUCCUGACACAAGAUUAAGCAUAAUAUUCCUGCCAAUGUAUACAUUUGCUGCUGGAACAGCAAUAAAGGCUAUUAUGUCUGUGGACUUGGCGGGCGUAGUUAUGGGAUGGAAGUUCUUUGAUCAUGCCGCUCAUCUUGGUGGUGCUUUAUUUGGCAUGGCGUGGUGUUACUGGGGCAACUUGCACAUUUGGGGCAACAGAGACAAAUUCCUACAGUAUUAUCAUAGCAUCAGAAAAGAUGCAUGAUAUUAUACAAAUGUAAGGGCAAUGGUAAUAUAAUAACAAGUUAUAUUUAUUUUAGAGAAUCUAAUUUUGAUAACUAAUUUGUUAGUCAAUUUUAUCGAAAUAAAAGAUUAUAUCCAAACAAUAA
Messenger RNA from Bicyclus anynana (squinting bush brown), 1329 nucleotides. RefSeq names its product presenilins-associated rhomboid-like protein, mitochondrial (gene rho-7). The transcript has 9 exons. Gene Ontology annotation, cellular component: membrane. The coding region runs from base 162 to 1205 and encodes 347 amino acids. Gene Ontology annotation, molecular function: serine-type endopeptidase activity. The record is from RefSeq and is a predicted model, not a curated record. NCBI's taxonomy places the organism in Eukaryota, Metazoa, Arthropoda, Insecta, Lepidoptera, Nymphalidae.